Molecule: messenger RNA, 1087 nt
Organism: Periophthalmus magnuspinnatus
Lineage: Eukaryota; Metazoa; Chordata; Actinopteri; Gobiiformes; Gobiidae
Product: C-C chemokine receptor type 2
Exons: 3
Coding region: 1-1038 (345 amino acids)
Biological process (GO): immune response; chemotaxis; G protein-coupled receptor signaling pathway
Cellular component (GO): membrane
Molecular function (GO): chemokine receptor activity
Source: RefSeq, a predicted model, not a curated record
AUGAACUCAUCUGAAAAUGACACUGAAUACAUCUAUGAUUACAACACAACAUAUGACAACAACACAUGUUACCCCAGUCAUGACUUCAGUGCACAACCAGCUCUUCUCUACAUUUUGUUCACUUUUGGUGUGCUGGGGAAUGCCAUGGUUUUGUGGGUUCUUCUCCGACACAUAAAGCUGAAGACCGUGACGGAUGUGUGUCUUCUGAAUCUGGCUUCUUCAGAUCUCAUAUUCGCUGCCUCCCUGCCACUGUGGGUCACAAACUCACAGAGCCUCAUCUCAUGUAAAGUUAUCACAGGAGUUUAUCAGUUGGGCCUGUACAGUGGAACCCUGUUUGUCACCUUUAUGAGUGUUGACCGUUAUUUGGCCAUUGUCCAUGCUGUGGCAGCCAUGAGAGCCCGCUCACUCCACUAUGGAAUUAUCAUCAGCAUCAUAAUCUGGAGCAUAUCCAUCGUCAUGGCAAUCCCCCAGGUCAUAUUUGCCAACAUGGAGGAAGAUGAUAGCCCUGUAUAUCUUAAGUGUGGACCACUGUAUCCAGAUUACAGUGUGAACUUCUGGAAGAAAUUUAGAAACUUUAGUGAGAACAUUGUCACUCUGUUAGUUUGCCUGCCAAUCAUGUUAUUCUGCUAUAUAAAAAUCCUAAUAGUACUUUCCAAAGCCAGGAAUUCAAAUCGGUACAAAGCAGUGAAGCUAAUAUUGAUCAUUGUGUGUAUGUUUGUUAUAUGUUGGGUGCCUUACAAUCUUAUUGUCUUCCUACAAACGCUUCAGCUAUUUGACAUUCUUAAUACCUGUUUAGAUGACCAGAAAAUCUACGCCUCCCUUGUGGUGAGUCAGAUCUUUGCACUGUUGCACUGCUGCGUUAACCCAAUCAUAUAUGCCUUUGUGGGGGAGAAGUUCAGGAAGUCAGUGAGUUGUGUACUACUGAGAUGUAUUCACAAGAGAGAACAGAAAAGUGUAAUGUCUAGUCACAAAGACACAACAGAGAAAGAGACCACUAACACUGUGAGUAUUAAUCGUCCUCAGUCCUCAGUACAAUGAGCUCACCGCAAAACCAGUAUUAUAAAACAGGUGUUAACUAUGAAAAUGA